Fonsecaea erecta is the source of this 528-nucleotide messenger RNA. RefSeq lists its product as hypothetical. NCBI's taxonomy places the organism in Eukaryota, Fungi, Ascomycota, Eurotiomycetes, Chaetothyriales, Herpotrichiellaceae. The transcript has 3 exons. The coding region runs from base 1 to 528 and encodes 175 amino acids. The record is from RefSeq and is a predicted model, not a curated record.
AUGAAGCUCCCAACCUUGACCCUUGCCGUUCUGGCUCUUCAGACACUCGGAGUGUCUGCUGCGGCCUUAAAGGCUCGCCUCACACCUCUGCAAAACGACUGCGAUCUUCCCGAAGGCGAUCCCCAAGGCGCUGACUGCACGUCCGAGGUAGUCACCCGACAAGAUGGCGGCAUCCCUCUUGGUCUGACUUCGAUCACCGUCGGCACCGCGACGAACUCGUCCGGAACCAUCGUUCCUAUCUCCAUCCCCUAUACACUCUCCCACGACCCUACAGCCCCGCUCAGUGGAAGCGGCACCACGGUCUUUGACUCUUGCCUGAAAAGCGCAACCUUGGUUCCCGGUGACGUGCGCAGUUCGUCGCUGGCGGCGUUCUCGUCGGCUGAAUGCACCUUCUACACCAGCAGUGUGGACAUUGGGGACGGGGAUGCCACGUGUGAGGGUGGACUCGUGGCAUCGGCGUCUACCGACGACCCUACUCCAAUAACGUUUAACAAGCCGGUGCUUUGUAUGACGUGCACUUACUCCUGA